UGAUUAGUCAGUUUAGACACUAUUUGAACUCCAACAUGGAGACAUGUUCUGCAGAAGAUGAAGUUGAAUCAUUAUUCAACAAAAAAUUUGACUUCUGUAAUGACUCUGAUGCUUCAUGUCAUUGGACUUUACCUGUUUUAGAAAACCAAGAUGAAAAUUUAUUCAAAUUCGAAAAUUCAAAUUUGGAAAUACUAAAAUUGGAACUGAAUAAACUUAAAAAAUCACUGAAUGAUUUUGAUAUUAUUAAAUGGCACAAACACACCAGUAAAACUAAUCCAGCCGGUCAUAUCAAUGAUACAUUGAGAAACAAUUUUCAUCCUGAACUCUGUACACAAGCUUGGUGUAAAUUCCAUGAACUACUUUCAUUUGGUAAUGUUAUUCCAGAACAUGCUCUCGCAACCAAUAAAUUGAAUGCUAUUCAUAUAUGUGAAGCGCCUGGUGCAUUUAUUUCAAGUUUGAAUCAUUAUCUGAGAUCACAUUUUCCUAAAGUCAAGUACAAAUGGAUUGCCAAUACAUUGAACCCAUAUUAUGAGGGUAAUGAUCCGGAGUGUUGCAUAGGGGAUGACAGAUUGAUUUUUGAAUCUUUUGACUCAUGGUGUUUUGGAAGCGACAGCACAGGAGACGUAUUUUCAAGAACUGUUUUGGAUGAACUUGAAAAAAGAGCAUCUGAACUAAGCAUCAUCCAUUUGGUUACUGCUGAUGGAAGCAUUAACUGUCAAGAAUGUCCUGAAAACCAGGAGAAAGAUACAAUGCGCUUGAAAUAUGCAGAACUUUUCUACUCAUUAACAUUAUUGAGUCCUGGAGGAAGUCUUGUUCUCAAGACAUUCACCAUGUUUGAGUUUCCAUCUACAGUUUUGAUAUACAUCUUAUGCUGCACAUUUUCAUGUGUAUCUGUUCAUAAACCAGCAACAAGCAAACCUGGUAACUCUGAGGUCUAUGUGAUUGCGAGAAAUUAUUGUGGAAAGAAUCAAUGCAUACAACUUUUGUCUUUACUUGAAAGAAGAUUCCCCUUCGCAUGUGAAAAAGAUUUAGACAUCAUUUCGUUCAACAGCUUGCCUCCAGAUUUUUUAUCACAACAUGGGCACUGUGUUGAAAAGUUUGCCAAUUUGCAGAUGGACACAAUUAAACAAAACAAAGAACUUUUUGAAAAGAAUUGGUCCACAGCAACUCAUGAAGAGUACAAGCGCAAAAUAUGUGACACUGCAAUUGAAUUAAUGGAGAUGAGAAAGAUACAGAAAAACCAAUGCUUAUUGAAAAGUGGAAUGCUACGAGGGAAAGUGCAAUCAAAUAUUAAACUUAGACCAAAACUUAUUGGUUCCUUUUCACAGAGACAUAGUAGACCUGAUGAGCAUGAUAAGUUCCAUAUCACACACAUGAAGAUAAGGGACUGGAAAGAAGAACAUACUAAUAAAGUGUGUUGGGAAAGCUGCAAUGAUUCAGUUACCCCAGAUAAUGUAAACCUUCUGUAUGGUAAACCAAUUUCUUCAAUCAAGAUGUCACUUUUUUGUGACACUGAUUUCCUGAUGGAGCUGCAUAAGGCACACAGGAGUAUUAGCAAACUAAAAUUUAAUGAAACUGUUGUGGCUCCUGAAGUCUUCAAUACGAUUUAUGAAAUAGCAUCACAAACACAUGCCGAAAUUUUUGAGUUGGAACUUGAUGUCUCCCACCAGUCAUCAUGGGCGAAAGUUUUCAUCGGUGCACCAAUUUCAUCUCUUCGACAAAUCAAGAGAAUUAGACUGGGAGAAACUGAUUGUUCUGUGGGUUGUUCUUUGUUAUUGGCGAGUUUAAUUGACAAAAGUUUCCCAUCUGGCUGUUUUCGGGAGUUGGAUACAAAAAAUUCUCUGGUUGACAUCUGCAUAUGUGCUUUGAAAUCCCUUCAACCUGGCUCAGCAUUUGCUGUAAUCCUACCAAGCAUGCUGACUAGGUUCACAGCAGGAUUAGUUUGGAUCUUGUGCAAGUGUUUUGAGAAGUAUGUCAUAAUACCAGAUAAAUCACAUGCUCAGUUAUAUUUGAUUUGCAAGGGAAAGAAAGAUUCUAGCAAAUUGGCUGAAUUUGUGAAUAUUGUGAGUCAGGCAAUAAAAGAAACUGAUUGUGAUACAGCACUUUUACAGAUUAUUCCUCCCCAUGGUAUACUAUCGGAUAAAGUGUUCACUUCUUCACUACGACAAUGCAAUCAUUACGUGCUUCAAAAUCGGUUUCAACGACACGCCAGUUAUACUAUCUGAUUCUUGUAUGUUAUUGUUAUUGCAUUUCAAAACCUAUUUAAAAAUGUUUGUGUUACAAUUAAACUUUGAUUAUGCAA
Molecule: messenger RNA, 2302 nt
Organism: Styela clava
Lineage: Eukaryota; Metazoa; Chordata; Ascidiacea; Stolidobranchia; Styelidae
Product: cap-specific mRNA (nucleoside-2'-O-)-methyltransferase 2-like
Biological process (GO): methylation; 7-methylguanosine mRNA capping
Cellular component (GO): cytoplasm; nucleus
Molecular function (GO): methyltransferase cap1 activity
Source: RefSeq, a predicted model, not a curated record